Spizellomyces punctatus DAOM BR117 is the source of this 2131-nucleotide messenger RNA. RefSeq lists its product as uncharacterized. The transcript is spliced from 10 exons. Gene Ontology annotation, cellular component: endoplasmic reticulum; COPII-coated ER to Golgi transport vesicle; membrane. Lineage: Eukaryota; Fungi; Chytridiomycota; Chytridiomycetes; Spizellomycetales; Spizellomycetaceae. The record is from RefSeq and is a predicted model, not a curated record. Bases 13 to 1002 code for a protein of 329 amino acids. Gene Ontology annotation, biological process: endoplasmic reticulum to Golgi vesicle-mediated transport; retrograde vesicle-mediated transport, Golgi to endoplasmic reticulum.
CGUCAUGCUGCCAUGCGCCUCUCGAACCUUGACGCAUUUCCAAAAGUCCAACGCAAUAUCCAACAUGCGACGCAUACCGGCGGUCUCGUCACUCUCCUCGUAGCUGGUUUACUCGCCUAUCUCGCCGUUAGCGAAUUCAAAGCGUACAGAGACAUUCGACAAGAUUAUGAGUUUGUGGUGGAUGAGACGAGAAGUGCUGAGCAUGCUUUGCAGAUCAAUAUGGAUUUAACGAUUGCAAUGCCGUGUUCUUAUUUGAGGGCAGAUGUGUUGGAUGUGGCCGGGGUGUCGUUACCCGUCUCAAAGUCAUUAAAUGUUGAAAAGGUAGUUUUCGCAACGCGGGGGACGAGGCGGUUAGGGUACACGUCCGAUAAGCCCAAAAUGGAUAUUCACAAACUCGUCGGGCAAGCGAUGCGGAAUCGGGAGAAUGAUGGGGGAUCCACAACGCGAGGAGAGGAAACAGAAGCCUGCCGUAUAACAGGAUCCAUUAACGUCAAUAAAGUCUCGGGAAUGCUACAUUUCACUGCAUUGGGACACGGGUAUUUUGGCGGACAUACACCACAUGAAGCCAUGAACUUCACACACCGCAUUGAUCGCUUGUCGUUUGGACCCAAUUACCCCGGUUUACGAAAUCCUUUGGACCGGACCCUCGAAAUGGCGUCAACGAAAAUGGACAUGUUUCAAUAUUUUAUUGCCAUUGUCCCAACCGUCUACAUUGACCGAAAUCGAGCGUUUGGGAAACGGGCGCUGUUGACGAGUCAAUAUGCCGUGACGGAUUAUACGCGGUCCUUGACGGUGGAUAAUAAGCAAGGAGGGUUACCAGGUGUAUUUAUAAAGUACGAGAUUGAGCCGAUUUUGGUACGGAUUACAGAGUCUCGGCAGGGCUUUCUCCAUUUCUUAACGAGACUUUGUGGAAUUAUUGGAGGCAUUUUCGUCACAGUUGGGAUUACUCUGGAUUUAAUUCGAUGGGUGACCAAAAUCCUUCCCAAAAAGACAUCCCAUUAACGCUCAGAAAAACAGGCCCAUGUAGGGUGCCGUCAGGUGUACAUGGCGCUUCACGAUGCCUUGCACUGUUUUCAAGUGUUGUUUCCAGUUGGGUAUGUCGGACGGUGAGAGGGGCUUUGGAGGGGGUGGGAUGGUGUAGAGCGCGAAGAUGUCCCAGCAGAUACCGAGGAUGCUUGUCAGGUCCUUGGGUGAAAGAUCCGUCACCAUCAGAUGAGCAUGUGCAAGUGGAGCAGGCAGGAUCUGGGACUGUAAAGGAAUGUCUCGUGAGAAGGUGAUCGUAACGAGCAUCGUUUACGAAUAUCAUGACGAAUAGAAUGAAAUGAAAAAUUACCUUGCUCAGUAAUGUGAUCACUCGAACUGCGCUGUCGAACUCGUAGGGGUGUUGAGAAGGACUUCGAUGGGAUUGAGACCAGAAUGCGAUGCUGUAUGCCAGGAGGGGCCGAAACACGUCUACUGCGUAUACAGUCGCUUCAUAGUCUACGACAAAACAAGAAUUUCAGUAUAACGUCUGGUUUGUGAUUCAUGAUGACCGUACCCUGGCCAAUUACGUCCAAUACGCCCCAUAAUCCUCUAUGUGUUUGAAAAAUGUGGACGAGGGUCUUGUCGCGAGGGGUGGUUGGCAUGGCUGGGAGGGUGUAGCAUCCAAGGGGCGUCGGAGGGUGAUGUGUGAGGGAUUUGGAAAAAAGGCGAGCCAAGAGCGGUCGAUGCGAUGGACCUUGUCAAUAAAAGUGCGAUGAAUUAAACAGUUUUAUAUAGAGUGGUAAAGAAAAACCUGAUGAGCAUACCUGCCAAACCCGCCAACACACUCCACUCCUCACUCGUCAACUCCGCCCGUCGAACCCACUCCAAAACCCCGUACACAACUUUCUCACCCUCCAUACUCUUUACAACUUCUUCACAAAUCCCUCGUUCCUCACGUACUUGCAUCCAAAUGCCCAACACCGUCUCAAUCACCUCCGCCGGCCCACCGACCCACAAUGCCAAUGCCGCGUGUCGCGUAACUGGGUCGCGAACAUGUGGUUCAAGUAAACGGUAAUUGGGACGUAGGACGUGCGUAAAGCGGCGAAGGGAUUCGAGAAUGUGUGUACGUGUUUUGGGAGGGUAUGUGUCAAGUGAGACAAGAACCGAC